Molecule: messenger RNA, 1335 nt
Organism: Annulohypoxylon truncatum
Lineage: Eukaryota; Fungi; Ascomycota; Sordariomycetes; Xylariales; Hypoxylaceae
Exons: 6
Coding region: 1-1335 (444 amino acids)
Source: RefSeq, a predicted model, not a curated record
AUGUCUUCGGCCGCAACAAGCGCCGACCCAGCGGCGGCCGCUGCUGCCGCCGCCGCUCAACAAGCUGCCGCCGCGGCCAUGCUUCAGUUCACCAUAGAGGCCUGGACGCUUCUGUCCAUCGGUAUCGUCGUCACGAUGCUCCGGACGUACGCUCGUAUAAAGGCUGUGGGUUUCAAAGGUUUACAGGCCGACGAUUACUUAGUCUGGAUCGGAGCGAUAUUUUACGCCAUCGAGACCAGUCUUGCGUACUCUGUUGGACACGUCGCUCAGGGGUUAGCCAACAAUGGUAUGACAGAUGCUCAACGAGCUGCGUUAUCUCCCGACAGCGCAGAAUUUAAGACGAGAGUUAUCGGUUCCAAGAUCCAACUUGCCGGGUGGUCGUCCUACUCCGUUCUCCUCUGGUCACUCAAGGCAUCCCUCUUAGUCUUUUACAUGCGAUUAACGGCGGGGUUAAAAAAGACUUACCUGAUCCGUAUCUACAUCGGAUUCGGCCUCCUGGGAGCGAGUUUUGUCACCAUCUUGAUGAACCUCUUCCUCGCUUGCCGCCCAUUCCACCUCUACUGGCAAAUCAACCCUGACCCUGGCAACACCUGCCAACCCGCCAUCUCGAACCAGAUCAUCUGGGUCUAUCUCUCGAUGAACGUGAUCACUGACCUGUAUCUGAUCUCGAUUCCCGUUCCCAUGCUUUGGCAGUCGAGCCUGAGGCCUGUCAAGAAAUUCGGCUUGAUCCUCCUCUUCAGCGGAGGGUUGUUCGUUGUUGCUUGCGCCAUUCUGCGAUGCGCACUCAUUGUAACCGAUCCCGUCAAUGGAGCCCAGCUAGCUGGAUCGUGGGCCGUGCGAGAGACAUUCGUCGCCGUCAUCACCACUAACCUUCCCAUGGUCUUCCCUCUCAUCAAGACAUGGCUCAGCCCCGUCUUCGGCUCUCUUCUUACAACGAUGCGCUCUCAGCAGAAGCUCACCGACAAGGAGUCGAAGAGCGACUUGCGCACGUUCGGCGGCGGCAGUCACAACACCUGGAGACGUCGCGGUGGUCCCCCUACGGCGAACCCCAUCACCAAUAUCACCUUCAACGAGAGCGAGGAGCGGAUGGUCGACGACGUCAAGAUGCAGGACUUGAAGGGAUGGACCGACACUAGCACCAACGGCAGCUCUCCCGCCCCGAACAACAACAUCCGAAAGCACGUCGAAGUCGAAGUUGUUAGUGAAAUGCGCGACGAGAGUGACCUACCGGACAACCGCCACGUCGUCGGCGACGAGGAGAACCAGCACCACGGCAACUUCUCCUUUGCCAGAGGCCCUCGAAGGUCGAGCUAUACCGGCCAAGGCCGCAUGUAA